Molecule: messenger RNA, 1329 nt
Organism: Fomitopsis serialis
Lineage: Eukaryota; Fungi; Basidiomycota; Agaricomycetes; Polyporales; Fomitopsidaceae
Exons: 4
Coding region: 1-1329 (442 amino acids)
Source: RefSeq, a predicted model, not a curated record
AUGGUGUGGAGGGCGGUGAGGGAGGUAAUGGUGAAGCGGUCGUUGGCCGAGGGACGCGCCACCCCCAAGCCACCCCCGCCACAUCCACUCCUCCACUCCCCAUCCCCGCCGCCAUCCGCGGUCAUCCUCCUCUCGCCCGCCAUUGCGCCCAUCACCUCCCCCGUCGCGUCCAGCACGCCCUACACACCGUACAUGACUUCUGGCGGUCGCUACUCCCGUCGGCGCAGAUCUCAAUCCGCCUCCUCCCCCGCCCGUCCUCUGUUCCCGGCCGACGAUCCCAAAUGGCGCAUCUCCAACAAGCGCACGCGUCUAAGCAACCCCCGGAGUCCCUCCUACCGUGACCUCAAAGCACUCGGAGAACCACCCGAGAAGUGGGAUGUUGACCAGUGGCGAAGAGGAAAGCGCGCGCGGAGAGAUACUUCCCCCAACGAAGGGGCGGGCGACCCGUGUAUGGCCCCCUUCACCUUCGCCCCGUCGUCCGAGGGCACGCGUCACACCUCCCGACACAGCCCGCUCCCACCUCUCCACGACGGCACGUAUCUGCCAGGGACCAACCUUACGUCCUCCGGGGAACUCGAGCAACUGCGUUCGCACGCGUUCUCCGAACUGCAGCGCAGCGUAGAGGAGAGCGGCGAAGGUCAAGUGCGGCGCCUGCGCGACUGGGAGAACUCGCGCUCACGGCAAUCGUUCAACGCGCGCAACCACGAUGACUCUCUUCGCCGAAGGAUACAACCUGCGUCGCCCGUGCUGCAGGACGUGCAGUCCGCGGUCAUGUUGGAUGAAGAGGAUGACAUCGAGAUCGUCUCGAGUGAGCUUGCGUCGGGAUCAGCGUACUUCCGUAACUGGGGUCCAUCCUCUAUGAGGCGCUCCAUGUCGUUCGGCGUGAUGGACGUUGACAUCCCUGACAUCGAAGGUCCCUCGUCGCCUUUCACCAGCGCGGAGCCGAGCGAGCGCUGUUGCUCCCCGGUUAGUGCCUUCACCGGCCCGUCCGCAUACUCGUCCGACGACGGCAUGUCCCCCAUCGAGUCCGACAGCGCCACUCGUUCCUCUGCGCGCAACGCCCCCGCGCUCACGUAUUCCUACACGGCCUCGUCCAACCCGUCCGUCGUCUCUCUUUCGCCCAACGCAUUGUCGCCGUACGCCCAGCCGACUCUGGGUCAGGUCGACGUGCCCGCCUCCGCCACGCGCGAGGAGAAAGCGAUUGCCGCUCUGACUCUCGCGAUGGCCAACGGCGCAUGCGGAAUUAACGACUACUCGGCCAUACAACACACGGAGGGCGCGUUGGACCCGUCCUCCGAUGACUGCCAGGUUGGAGAGCUCUGGCAUUGA